Messenger RNA from Zea mays, 1973 nucleotides. Its product is annotated as monothiol glutaredoxin-S9. The transcript has a single exon. The coding region runs from base 1283 to 1717 and encodes 144 amino acids. Lineage: Eukaryota; Viridiplantae; Streptophyta; Magnoliopsida; Poales; Poaceae. The record is from RefSeq and is a predicted model, not a curated record.
GAAAGCACUGGUCUCGUUUUUUUACUUUUUCUUUAAUGAACAGCCAAUUAAUGUUUAACUAAGGGCUAGUUUGGACACCAUUUUCCCAAGAAAGCUUCUAGUUUUCAAACGGAAAAUGAACUAAUUUCCCUUUUAAAAAUGAAAAUCUCUUGGGAAAAUAGUAUUCCCAAACUAGCCCUAAAUAUACUAUUCUACCAAUUGACUUCGCGCCAUUUGAUGGAUGAUUAUAUGGAAUAUACGUAUCUAACACGUGACCGGCCGCGCCGAGAGCGCUCGGUCAGCAGUGGAGAGCCUGGAAAUGUUCAGCCAGGAAAUCGCGCGCGGCCGGCCGGCGACCACCUCGGAGGGAAACGCGGGCGCCGCUCUGUGACCUGCCGACGGCCGACGCGGACGCCAUCAUUUGCGAGGAAAAAUUCUGGUGGCUCCGACGCCGCUCUCUCUCGCCGGUCGUCACCCUGUCAUAUUGGCCUCGGCCUCGACCAGAUUUCACGCUAAUCUGAAAGGUAUGUAAAUUUCUUCAUUAAUCCGCUCCAAUUCCGAAGGGUAUUUAAAUUUCUAAACUAGCCCUCAUUGUUGUACUGCUCGCUCCAUUUCAAAUGGCGAGCGCAGAUAUAUAUGCUCGUUUUCUACGUUUGACAUAGCUUAGAAGUUUACAUGCUAUACAGUACUAAUUUUUUGUUUAGUUUUUUUUUAUAUUUCGAAAUUUAAAAUUCAGAAUUUUCGAAUGGCUCAAUAUCAAAUUUAAAACGUCUUACAGCGGCGGAGUCAGAGCAGUGUAUAGCAGCAUAUCCUGACGAUAUUUCCAUUCCAACCAACUCGUCCAAGCCAGCAGGGCAGCAGCUGCCGUCACGAGGGCCCCGCAGCGUGGCCGCAGUAUCGUCACCAACCGCGUCACCUCCCACGCCCCCAUCACUUCCCCCGCCCCACGUGCUGCCGUCACGGACUGGCCGUCACGACUCACGACCAGUGACCUGGGGCGUGACGGGCCCACCGAAGCACCUCAACCGCGGCUGACGCCCCGCCACGCCACCGCGGCUCGCGCGAACAAACGCGGUCACCGUCGUCCCCUCCGCCACCACCAGAUUACGCCAUCCCCGUCCCCCGCUGACCUCACCACCCUUUUAUAUAUCAGGAUCUGCCAGCCCGCCCUGCCCAUGCCCAUCCAUCAUCACACGACGACGCACACAAGUCGCAGCUAGCUAGCUCCCAACCGAGCCAGGAAAACGGACGCCGUGCAGCUCGCUCGCGCGCGCCCCACGGAAAGAGAGGGCAGGUAGGAAUAAUGUACCAGGCCAUCCCGUACAGCGCCGGCCAGCCGUGGCCGCGGCCGGCCCCGACGAUCGGUCCUGACGUGGCGGAGGAGGAGGGGUUGCUGGCGGCUUCGCAGCAGCAGGCGUCGACGCCAGCGGAGGCGGCGGCGAGGGUGGAGGAGGAGGAGGUGCGGCGCGCGGUGGCGGAGUGCCCCGUGCUCGUGGUGGGCGUGCGCGGGUGCUGCCUCAGCCACGUGGUGAAGCGGCUGCUGCAGGGGCUCGGGGUGAACCCCGCCGUGCACGAGGUGGCCGGCGCCGAGGCGGACCUCGCGGCCGCCGGGGUCGCCGCCCUCCCGGCGGUGUUCGUCGGGGGCAGGCUGCUCGGGGGCCUCGACCGGCUCAUGGCCGCGCACAUCUCCGGCGACCUCGUCCCCAUACUCAAGGACGCCGGCGCGCUGUGGCUCUGACACGAGCAGCCACCAAGCUAGCCGCCCUCUGAUUGCCUCUCCGUCGUCAGCUGCUUUGCUUUGAAUUAAACGAUGGUGGUGUUGUCAACUCGUUUUUAUUUACUCAUUGACUAGAGAUAGACAUGCACAUAGGACUUCAAUUCUUGUACUUGUACUACUAGGGAAAAGAGAGUGAAUUAUAGUACUUUAAUAUUAUUUGUUACUUGUAUUUUCCAUCCUGUGAAUACGAAAUACCGACUCCAGCUUCUGUUUGUUC